AAUCCAAACAAUUCUUAAAAAAUUGAUUAAGUGAUGGAUAAUAGAACUCCCCUCCCAUUGUAUCUGUAUCCAUAUACUGAUCGGAGACAACGGAGGAUGGAAAACUGUGAAGUGUAGCUUAACUUAAAUCCACCAAGACCAAGAAAAAAAGGAAAAAUGGACCUCCAUUGAUAUUGUGACGUUGUCCUCACUCCCAGUCAACGCCUAGCUUUUUAGGCUAUAUGUUCUCGCAUAGCUCCCUGCUGCUUUUCACAAUCUGAACCAUAAAAACAUGGUAUUGAACAUAACCUCCAUAAAAACAUCCUCCAACGGAGCAUGGCAAGGAGACAACCCUUUACACUUUGCUUUCCCUCUCCUAAUCCUUCAAAUCACCUUAAUCAUCUUCGUUAGUCGCUCCCUCUCUUUCCUCCUCAAACCUCUCCGCCAACCCAAAGUCAUCGCCGAAAUUCUCGGAGGGAUAGUGUUGGGUCCAUCGGUUCUGGGAAGGAACAAAAAGUACAUGCACAGAGUGUUCCCAACAUGGAGCACGCCGUUACUCGAAUCCGUCGCCAGCAUAGGUCUUCUCUUCUUCUUGUUCCUUGUGGGUCUCGAACUCGACUUGGUCUCUAUUCGCCGGAGUGGAAGAAAAGCUCUCAGCAUAGCCGUCGCCGGCAUGUCUAUCCCCUUCGCCUCCGGCAUCGGCCUCGCCUUAGUCUUCCGCAAAACCGUCGAUGGCGCAGACAAAAUCGGCUUCGCGCAGUUCAUUGUCUUCAUCGGCGUAGCCAUUUCCAUCACAGCCUUCGCCGUGCUUGCCCGGAUAUUAGCUGAGCUUAAACUCCUAACCUCUAAGCCCGGUGGCACCGCCAUGGCCGCCGCGGCGUUGAACGACGUUGCGGCCUGGAUCCUCCUCGCCCUGGCCAUCGCACUUGCCGGCGACGGCGACAACCACAUACACAAGAGCCCCCUGGUGUCCGUCUGGGUGCUCCUCUCCGGCGCGGCCUUCGUUGUCUUCAUGAUGGUGGCUAUCAAGCCGGCGAUGGAAUUUAUCGCCGGGAAAUGCUCGCCGGCGAACGGUGACGUGGACGAGAACUACGUGUGUUUGACGUUAAUGUGCGUGCUGGUGUUCGGGUUCGUAACGGACUUGAUUGGGAUCCACUCGGUGUUUGGGGCGUUUGUGUUUGGGUUAACGGUUCCAAAAGGGGUUUUUGCAGAGAGGUUGAUUGUGAGGGUUGAGGACUUUGUGGUGGGGUUGUUGUUGCCGUUGUAUUUUGCGUCGAGUGGGUUGAAGACGAACGUGGCUACGAUUAAGGGAGCGGAGGGGUGGGGAUUGUUGGCGCUGGUGAUUGCUACGGCGUGUGCAGGGAAGAUAGUGGGGACGUUUGUGGUGGCAGUGGCUUGCAAGAUUCCGACGAGGGAGUCGUUGACGAUUGCGGUGCUCAUGAAUACUAAGGGACUGGUGGAGCUUAUUGUCCUUAACAUCGGGAAGGAGAAAAAGGUAUUGAACGAUGAAAUGUUUGCCAUUUUGGUGCUUAUGGCUUUGUUCACCACUUUCAUCACAACCCCAUUAGUGAUGUCCAUCUAUAAACCUAGUCAUGACAAAUCUUCUCGGACACUUCACAAACUGGGUGACAACACCACCAACGAUAAAGCCACAAAUGAGCUUCAAGCCAUGGCUUGUGUCCAUGGUCCUAACAAUGUUCCUUCCACCAUUAGCUUCAUUGAGUCAUGUCGUGGCACCAAUAAGUCCUCUCUCAAGCUCUUCAUCGUGCACCUCGUUGAGCUCACAGAACGUCCUUCCUCCAUCGUAUUGGCUCAAAACGUUCGCAAAAAUGGCUCUCUUUCUUUCAACCGCUCUAGCCAUGUUGAGUGGCUAGACCAACUCUAUAGGGCCUUCAAGGCCCAUAGUCAAUUGGGUCAAGUUUCGGUUCGGUCCACAACCGUUAUCUCGCCAUUGUCCACUGUACAUGAAGACAUAUGCCACGUGGCGGAUGAUAAAAUGGUGACUUUGAUCAUCUUGCCCUUCCACAAAAGGUGGAGGAAAGAGGAAAUGGAAGAGGAGGUGGAGAACAAUGAGGUUUCCCAACACCAAAUGGUUGAAAAUAUUGGUCAUGGAUGGAGAAGUGUGAACCAGAGGGUGCUUAAGAAUGCACCUUGUUCUGUGGCUGUGCUUGUUGAUCGGGGAUAUGGAAAUGGGCCUCAUACUUUGGGCCUACCCACUACUAUCACCCAUAGAGUUUGUAUUCUUUUCUUUGGUGGGCCUGACGAUCGCGAGGCCUUGGAGUUAGGGAACAAAAUAUCUAACCACCCUUCUGUUAAAGUGACUGUUGUGAGGUUCGUUCAAAAAUAUGCGUUGGAAGGUCUCUCUCCAAGCAAUAGUAGUGAGGGGAGCUACAAUGCAUCCAUUGCUAAAGUGAACCUUCAAAAGGAAAAGGAGCUAGAUGACACAACAAUGGCAAAGUUGGAAAGAAAAUGGUGUGGCCUGGUAAAUUGUGUUGAGAAGGUAGCAAGCAACGUUAUGGAGGAUGUGGUGGCAAUAGGGCGAAGUAGGGAUUAUGAUCUCAUAAUUGUGGGAAAGGGUCGAUUUCCGUCUAGUUUGGUGGCAGAUCUUAAGGAUAGGGAAGUAGAGCACGAAGAAUUAGGUCCAAUUGGAGACAUUCUAGCAUCAUCAACGUUGGGGGUGGUUUCUUCAGUGUUGGUAAUUCAACAACAUGAUGUGGCAUUGGACAAAGAGACCCCUUUGCCUUUGCCUAUGAUACCCCAUGAUGUAAUAUAGUUGGGUAACAAAAUUAAGCCAUGUACUAAGUAAAGUAGUUCGAUUAUUCUAUAGUUAAAAAUUUAAAUAAUAUGUAAUAUUAUAUUUCUUUUGGUCCUUUUUAUAAGAAAUAAAAUACUAAAUUACAAAGAUUAAGAAAAAUAAUUAAGUAUGUUAUCUUUUUUAUAAAUAUUUUAUUCUAAAAAUAUUCAUGAUAUUAAAUAGCGUAGUUAGUAAUUUAUAUAUUUAAUGAUACUAAUAAAAGAAAGUAAAUUUAUUAUUUAUUUUUUAUAAUAAAAAUUAAGAAAAUAUUUUAUUUUAUUUUUUAUAAAAAGGACUAAAGGAAUAUAUAGUUAUUUCUCAUUAAAAUUAAUAUACAGUUUAGUUUUUACAU
Abrus precatorius (Indian licorice) is the source of this 3125-nucleotide messenger RNA. Its product is annotated as cation/H(+) antiporter 20-like. Gene Ontology annotation, cellular component: membrane; endomembrane system. Gene Ontology annotation, molecular function: antiporter activity. NCBI's taxonomy places the organism in Eukaryota, Viridiplantae, Streptophyta, Magnoliopsida, Fabales, Fabaceae. Bases 272 to 2752 code for a protein of 826 amino acids. The transcript is spliced from 4 exons. The record is from RefSeq and is a predicted model, not a curated record. Gene Ontology annotation, biological process: regulation of pH; proton transmembrane transport.